AUGCGGAAUUUCAUAGAGAACGUGGCGCUUUGGGCAGAUGGUCCAGAUCCCAAUCGCUCCUUCGAGUUAGAGGCCUCUCGCAUAGCUAUGAGAGAGCCGGUUUUGAAGCAUGCCAUCUGUGCGUUCUCAUCGAGACAUCUGAAUCGGCAUGAUGUGAACAAUGUUGCAGAAGCGCUGGAGCAUCAAUCAAGGUGCCUUGAGCUACUAAUUCCAGCUGUGUCCGGACAGCGACCCGUCAGCGAUGGCGUCCUCGCAGCUGUCGCCAUUCUACGACAAAAUGAAGAGAUGGACGAGUAUGACAACCGCUUUCAUCUCGAGGGUGUGACGCAAAUCCUAAACGAUGCAUCCACGUUCACAUUCGCUGGAGGCUUAGGCGAAGCUACAGCGUGGCUCUGCCUGCGAGAGGACAUUUAUGUCUCACUCACCACCCAAAGCGCCAUUCGUACCAACUUGGUACCAUUUGAGUGCGCUACAUGGAUGAAAGGAGAAGGCGAUUCAUGCUGGGCGAACCGAAUGAUACUUCUCUUGGCAAAACUGCUGUCCGUUGCAUUUCUCGAGAACGCCAGUCCAACAGCUUUGGCAGAUAUUUCUGCUCGUAUCUCCAAAUGGGAUCUCAUGAGGCCGGAUACCUAUCGACCUCUGUACUUCGUCCCCAGAGAUCGUGGGUCUGGCCGCCAUCUACCGGAGGUCUGGAUGCUGGCUUCUUCCCAAGCGAUCGGCUUACAAUAUUACCACAUCGCUCAGCUAGUGCUUGCUGUUUCAAGCCGCUUGGACUCUACUCGAUCGUUCAACCACAUCUAUGAGCACCGUGCUGUUGAGAAGAGGGUUCGCCACCAUCUUCUCUAUGUGGUAGGAAUAGCAAGAUCGAAUGAGCGAGCCCAGAACACAUGGUUUACGGCGCACCACUGUCUUUCUGUUUGGGGCAUCUAUCUGAGAAAUAAAGGCGACCACCAGGCAUGCCUAGACUUUCUGAAGGAGAUGGAAUGCCAAAUCGGAUGGCGAACAAGCACGCUAAUGGAGAGACUAUCAAUGGAAUGGGGCGAUGAUAGUGAAUGA
Messenger RNA from Zasmidium cellare ATCC 36951, 1056 nucleotides. RefSeq lists its product as uncharacterized. The transcript is spliced from 2 exons. NCBI's taxonomy places the organism in Eukaryota, Fungi, Ascomycota, Dothideomycetes, Mycosphaerellales, Mycosphaerellaceae. Gene Ontology annotation, molecular function: transcription cis-regulatory region binding; DNA-binding transcription factor activity. Gene Ontology annotation, biological process: positive regulation of transcription by RNA polymerase II. The record is from RefSeq and is a predicted model, not a curated record. Gene Ontology annotation, cellular component: nucleus. The coding region runs from base 1 to 1056 and encodes 351 amino acids.